AUGAGGUGCAGGUAUGUUUACGUGGGUCCCGUCUAUUGCACCGAGGACAUUAAUAAAGUUAUUGGGGGAAAAAAUCCAUUUAUGAACUGUCCAUCGUUGAACUGGGGUACAAUAUUUUCGGACCCGGACAUUUCGCCGCCACCGUUUCGCCGCCGGACAUUUCGCCACCACCGUUUCGCCGCCGGACAUUUCGCCACCACCGUUUCGCCGCCGGACAUUUCGCCGCCACCGUUUCGCCGCCACCGUUUCGACGCCACCGAUUCGCCGCCAGACCAAAAUUUCGAAUUUUGA
Macrosiphum euphorbiae (potato aphid) is the source of this 291-nucleotide messenger RNA. The record is from the annotation of a GenBank genome assembly. Lineage: Eukaryota; Metazoa; Arthropoda; Insecta; Hemiptera; Aphididae.